CUAGGGGACUUAAAAAAAAAAAAAAAAAGAUCCAGAAGGAAGAAGAGAGAAAACGUAAGAGUUGCUUAAACCAUAAACCUCAAGCAACAACAAUAACAAGAGUCAGAAGAACUUAGUUGGCUCCACCUCUCUUUUCCUUGAAAAAUUUUCAUGUUUAUGAUUUGAGUUUCGUUUUCUGGAAAUUUGAAUCUUUCCAGUCCAAAAAGAAAGAAAAAAAGGUGACAGAUUUUUUUUUGGAUGAUUUGGAUUUUGGAGAUAAAGGAAGGAGAAAGAUCAGAUCAGAGAGGAUGAAGAUUCAGUGCAACGUUUGUGAAGCGGCGGAAGCGGUGGUUCUAUGUUGCGCCGACGAGGCUGCUCUGUGUUGGGCUUGCGAUGAGAAGAUUCACGCUGCUAAUAAACUCGCCGGAAAACAUCAGAGAGUCCCUCUCUCUGUCUCUUCCUCUUCCAUACCCAAAUGUGACAUUUGUCAGGAAGCUUCUGGAUUCUUCUUCUGUCUGCAAGAUAGAGCUUUACUAUGUAGGAAAUGUGAUGUUGCAAUCCACACUGUGAAUCCUCAUGUCUCAGCUCACCAGAGAUUUCUUCUCACUGGAAUCAAAGUUGGUCUUGAAUCUAUAGAAUCUGGUCCGUCUGUUAAAUCCUCACCUACCAAUGAUACCAUGGACACAAAACCACUUGUUCAGUCUUUACCUCCUGAGCCUCAAAAGAUUGAUCAUCAUCAUCAUCAUCAUCAGCAGCAAGGAGUUUUCCCGGAAUGUAAAGUCAGUGAUCAAGUUUCGACAAAGCUUCCUUUUGCAAGCAGCGGAUCAGCUACUGGAAGCAUUCCUCAGUGGCAAAUAGAGGAGAUUUUUGGGCUUACCGACUUUGAUCAGAGCUAUGAAUACAUGGAGAACAAUGGAUCAUCUAAGGCUGAUACUAGUAGACGAGGAGAUUCAGACAGCUCUUCGAUGAUGAGAUCUGCAGAAGAAGAUGCAGAAGAUAACAAUAACUGCUUGGGAGGUGAGACAUCAUGGGCUGUUCCACAGAUUCAGUCUCCACCUACAGCUUCUGGUCUUAACUGGCCUAAUAAGCAAUUUCACCACCACUCAGUGUUUGUUCCAGACAUAUUUUCUUCAGAUCUUUACACCGGUUCAUCCCCGAAACAAAGGGUUGGGAAACGGCGGCGGUGGUGAAAAGCAACUAUCUUCUGGCCGUUUUGAGGAAAGAGAUCGGCAGCUUUCUCAGUAGAUCACAUGGAUGAUUUGGAAACUUGUACUGUAGUUGGUCUGUGAGAGUCGAUGUUCUUUGUUCUUUAUUAGCUGGAAAAAACAGAGAAGAGGUCGUUUUCAGAAACAUGUUUAUUUGGUUGAAAGGUUAUAUAAGGAGAUUAAAUUGUUGAAUUUAUCGUUUUGGCUUAACUAAUUAAGUUAUCAGAAAACGUGUUCUUUCA
This is a messenger RNA of Camelina sativa (false flax), 1426 nucleotides long. Its product is annotated as B-box zinc finger protein 22. Gene Ontology annotation, cellular component: nucleus. The record is from RefSeq and is a predicted model, not a curated record. Gene Ontology annotation, biological process: photomorphogenesis; regulation of DNA-templated transcription. Gene Ontology annotation, molecular function: zinc ion binding. Lineage: Eukaryota; Viridiplantae; Streptophyta; Magnoliopsida; Brassicales; Brassicaceae.